This is a messenger RNA of Triticum turgidum subsp. durum (durum wheat), 765 nucleotides long. The record is from the annotation of a GenBank genome assembly. Lineage: Eukaryota; Viridiplantae; Streptophyta; Magnoliopsida; Poales; Poaceae.
AUGAUGCAGUCGCCGUCGCAGCACCAGUCCUCCUACUACGCCGUGCUCGGCGUCCACCCAGGCGCGUCCUCCGCCGAGAUACGCGCCGCGUACCACCGCCUCGCCAUGAGGUGGCACCCGGAUAAGAUUGCCAAUGGCCGUGUGGAUCCGGCGAUCGCGGAGGAAGCCAAGGGAAGGUUCCAGAAGAUACACGAGGCAUACCAGGUGUUGUCGGAUCAGAAGCGGAGGGAGCUCUAUGACGCCGGGAUGUACGACCCCCUCGACGACGACCAAGAAGAGGUCGAGGGCUUCCAUGAUUUCCUUCAGGAGAUGCUCUCGCUCAUGGCCACCGUUGGUAGAGAGUUUGUGAGAAAUAAAGAUGAACAAGGGAAGGCUUUAUCUGUAAAUGUGAAGAGAGGUGCAGGAUUUCACCUCCCCCCAGCCGCCGCCACCAAGCAGCUUCUUCAGCAGCACCAGUUCGUCGACGCGGUUCGGCGCACCCAGCGGCGGAGCGCAGCAGCAGCGUCGACCCCCCUCACGCGUACGGCCUCAGGGGUUCGGCAGCUCGGCAUGCUUCAGCCAGACGGCUUUCUCCGGCUGCUAAGCACCUGCGCGAUCUGCAUCGCAGUUCAUGCGUCCGUGGGGAUCACCGGCGUGAAGACGCUGAGUUGCAGAGACUGGGAGAGACAGGGAACGUCGAGCGCUCUAGCGAUGCACACGGCGGGAGCCGGUACUGUACAUCACCCACUGGAUGAGCGGAAUAAAGAAGACGGUAGAUAUUUCUAG